UGAAGAUCCGAUGUUUUCAUAACAUAACUUUAAGCUUUCCUCUGAUAUCUUUCUUUUUAAAAACUAUGUAGUUUGGUACUUGGAUUUGCUUUCUCUCCUCAGUACUUAAUUUCUGUUCUGUUCUGUUCAGAUGAUCUCAAAAUCCUACGUUCGGACUCAGAUGGAAUUAACCUAGCUAGGUUUCAUUCUUUUCAUCCUACGGAUAGAUGGACCCCCAUCGCAAGCCUAUAUAGCCGAUUGGUCCCUAGCUAGCUAGUAAAGCCGGGAGCCAGAGGACCGCCGUCAACGCGCAGAACCAACAAACCCGACGACGCAUUCUACUCCUAGAGGCCUAGCUAGUCCCCUAGCCCUAGGCCCUAGUCGAAGGAGGGCUUCGCCGCCGGGCACGCGAUCAUGUCUGACUCGUUUCUGACGAAGUACGGCCGGGACAUGACCGCCGCGGCAGGCAAGAUGGACCCGGUGAUCGGCCGCGACGACGAGAUCGAGCGGGUGGUGUGCAUCCUCUGCCGCCGGACCAAGAACAACGCCGUGCUCGUGGGCGAGCCCGGGGUCGGCAAGACGGCCAUCGCCGAGGGGCUCGCGCAGCGGAUCGACGCCGGGGCCGUCCCGGCGCCCCUCGCCGGCGCGCGCGUCGUCGAGGUCGACCUCGGCGCGAUGGUGGCCGGGACCACGUACCGCGGCAUGUUCGAGGAGCACAUCAAGAUGGUGAUCCAGGAGGCGGAGGACGCCGACGGCAAGGUGAUCCUCUUCGUCGACGAGAUACACAUGCUCCUGGGCGCCGGCAGUGCCAUCGGCUGCAUGACCGCCGCCAAUCUGCUGAAGCCGGCCUUGGCCCGUGGCCGCAUCCGCUGCGUGGGCGCCACCACCUUGGACGAGUACCGCAGGUACUUUGAGAAGGACGGCGCGCUCGAGCGGCGGUUCCAGAAGGUGCACGUCGAGGAGCCGAGCGCGCACGUGACCACUGCAAUCCUUAGGGGGCUGAAGCGGCGGUACGAGGAGCACCAUGGCCUGAGAAUUCAGGAUGCUGCUCUUGCCGCCGCCGCAUACAUCACCGACAGACGAUUUGCUGAUAAGGCUAUUGAUCUGAUUGAUGAGGCAUGUGCCACUGCAAGGGUGAAGAUCGACAGCCUAAGAGAAGCAAACGCCACAUCGAUGCAAAUUAACAACAAAAAACAAAGGAAGCAACCAACUGUCGGCGUUAACCAUAUUGCACAAGUGGUGAGCCGAUGGACCGGUAUUCCUGUCACAGCCCUAAAUCAAGAGGAGAAGAAAAAACUGAUCCUUCUAGGCGACAGAUUGCACGAGCGGGUUGUUGGCCAGAACGAAGCCGUUAACUUGGUUGCGCAAGCAGUGAUUCGGUCAAGGGCUGGGCUUGAUAAGCGUGGCCAGCCUAUAGGAUCAUUCCUGUUUUUGGGCUCGACUGGUGUUGGAAAAACAGAACUAGCCAAAGCACUUGCUCAGCAGCUCUUUGGCCGCGAGGAGAUGCUGAUCCGCUUUGACAUGUCCGAAUUUGAUGGAGCUGGGUCCGCGCGGCGUCUCAUCGGAGCACCACCAAGGUUUUCUAUGUUUGGCUAUGAAGAUGGUGGUCAGCUAACCGAGAAAGUCAGGAGGCGCCCAUACAGCGUCAUCCUAUUUGAUGAGGUGGAGAAGGCUGAUCCCACGGUGUCCGAUGUCUUCCUUCAGCUCCUUGACGAUGGUUUGUUGACAGAUGGCAAAGGCCGGACCGUUGAUUUCAAGAACACCAUCAUCAUUAUGACCUCAAAUCUGGGUGCAGAGCACCUGGCAGAGGCAAUGACCGGGGAGAAAACAAUGGAAGAUGCACGGGGCCUCGUGAUGCAACAGGUCCAGAAACACUUCAAACCUGAGUUCCUGAACAGGCUGAGUGAGAUCGUGAUAUUCGAGCCGCUCUCGCAUGACAAGCUGAAGGAGGUGGUGAAAAUUCAGGUGGAGGGCAUCGUCGCCGGCGUGGCUGACAAGGGCGUCUCGCUGCACACUAGUGACGCUGCCUUGGAUGUUAUCUUGUCAGAGUCAUACAACCCAAUGUAUGGCGCGAGGCCUAUAAGGAGGUGGGUCCAGAAGAACGUGAUGACGAGGCUCUCGGAGAUGGUAGUCAAGGGAGAAGUUGACGCAGGCUCGACCAUCUCCAUCGAUGCCACGGACGACAAGAAGGCGCUGAAAUACGAGGUGGCAAAGAAGCAGCACGGUUAUCGCCUUCGAAAAAUAAGAGAAAGAAGUAGCUGCAGCUGCUGCGUCCGUCAGGACUCAGACCCCAGCGAGUCCGAUAAUGUAGUUAGCUAAUGUAGUGCUCUUGCCUGAGGCUCCCAUGCUACAUUGUCAAAGCUAGACAAACCCUGGAGGUGAUCCAAUGAACAAUGAUCCCGUCCCAACGUAUUCAGACAUGACAAA
Molecule: messenger RNA, 2406 nt
Organism: Panicum virgatum (switchgrass)
Lineage: Eukaryota; Viridiplantae; Streptophyta; Magnoliopsida; Poales; Poaceae
Product: chaperone protein ClpB1-like
Exons: 6
Coding region: 394-2298 (634 amino acids)
Biological process (GO): cellular response to heat
Cellular component (GO): cytoplasm
Molecular function (GO): ATP binding; ATP hydrolysis activity
Source: RefSeq, a predicted model, not a curated record